ACCGUUGCAUUAAGGUCUUGUAAGGAUUAAUACAUUAAUAUUUUAACCGGCAGAGUUCGCUUGAAAAUCUCGCACUUUUUGAUGGUGAGCUACACCUUGUUAACUUGUAGAUCCGUAUUAUAACGCUGAUGAUGGUCUAGAUGAAUUUCUUGACAAUCAUUCUUUUGGCAUUUACGGCUGUCAGUCCUCUCAGUGCACGAGCUAUGCCCGGCCCCGAGACCACUGACAAAACAUGUACCUGGAGACCGUGUGGGGCUCUCCCGUGCCCGAUAAUAACUUUGAUAGGAGCCAUCAGACCCUGCUACUCAAACGGCGUAGAGACAACUCAGUACUGUUGCAACAAUGAUGAAGUUGGUCCAUUGUAACGCAAAUGAGCGGUUCGGGUAUGUCAGCGAUGCCCCCCUAAUCAGAACACGUACUGAGGCAGAGUAUAGGCGGAAACAAUUCUGCUUACGCGUUAAGUUGCAAUAAAGCAUUCUCCAAAGAUCGUCUAUGGUAGCAUGCUUAGUCGUCCUUGUAAAGACUUUUUUGUCUCGCACUUGUCGACUAUCGCCAGAAAAUCAGGCUUGUUCUUGAUAACUGACCGUACAGACCUACAGCAACGAUCGUUUUGGGCUGCUCGUCAUAAGUCAAAUACCAGACAGAACGGGACGACCGUCACCCGUCCAAUGUUUACCUGUUUGGGGGUGAAGAAAAUCCUGU
Messenger RNA from Suillus clintonianus, 702 nucleotides. RefSeq lists its product as uncharacterized. The coding region runs from base 141 to 365 and encodes 74 amino acids. The transcript has 3 exons. NCBI's taxonomy places the organism in Eukaryota, Fungi, Basidiomycota, Agaricomycetes, Boletales, Suillaceae. The record is from RefSeq and is a predicted model, not a curated record.